CGUUUUAAAAGCGGUCACACUUAAUAGAAAUAAAUAAAGAAUAAACUGUUUUUUAUCGAGUAUUUGCUUUUCCGGAAUCACCGGCUCCCGUGGCCCACAUCAAGAUGCACCAGGCCUACAGUGUGCACUCCAUCCUUAAGCAGGGCGUUCAGAUAGAGUCCAUAGCGGCGUAUGGUAACCAUGUCAUCCUGGGCACCCGAAGUGGCCAGCUAAUCAUGUACUCGGUUGACGAAGUGGCUGGCGUGGACAUGCGCAUGUUCAACAAGAACUUCAGCCGGAAGCCCAUCACCCAGAUGGAGGUGACUGUCGAGGAGAAUCUGCUCUUCGUGCUCACCGACAGCCUGGUGCAGGUUUGCGACAUCAGUCGCAUCGAGAGCAACUUCGCCUUUAUGCACAGUGCCAAGGAGACAAAGGGCUGCACCCUCUUCGCCAUGGAUGUGGACUCGCAAAAGUCGACCACUGGCGAGGUUGCUACUUUUAUUCGUGUGUGCUGCGCCAUCAAGCGGCGUCUGGUGUUCUUCUUUUGGAAAAAGGACAAGCUGGACUCGCUGGAGCUGAGCAUUGAGCUGAGCGAUGUGCCCCGCUCCCUGUGCUGGGCAGGACAUGCCGUCUGCGUAGGCUACAAAGACGAAUAUGUGGUGUACGACAUAUCCUGCAAGACCCCAAAGAAGCACGAUCUCUUCCUCACUUCCUCGAGCAUCAGCAGAGAUCCGUGUAUCUGCCUGAUACGGAACAAUAUGCUUGGCAUUUCCAAAGACAGCUACCUAGUGGUCGUCGAUCCCAGCCAGUAUAAAGAUAACAAGGAUGGCAGCGCCAGUUCCUUUGAGAAUGUGCGACCGGGGGGCAUGGAGAACAAGAAUUCGCUCACUCCAUUACUUUGGUCAAGUCCCCUGCUUGAUCUGGUCUGGGAUGAUCCGUAUGCCGUUGGUCGUGUCAACACUGCCAUCGAGGUUCGCAGUCUCGUGGGCAAGGACACUUUGGUUCAAAGCAUUCCCGAGCUGCAAAAGACGCGCUUCCUGGUGCACGCCGACAAGGGAACCAUAUUUGCCGCCGCCACCUCAGAGCUGUGGUGUCUCCGCCUGGUUGAAAUCCCCACUCAGCGUCAACAGCUGCUGCAGCAAAAGAAAUUUCAAUUGGCCAUUGAGCUGACACAAAUCUCAGACGAGCCUGCGGAGGACCGGGCCCAGACUAUUCAACAGAUUCACAUGCUUUACGCCAAAGAGCUCUUUACCAACAAGGAAUUCUCGUCGGCCAUGACAGAGUUCGAAAAGGCUGCCAUCGAUCCCUACGAUGUUAUCCGACUGUUUCCCAAUUUGGUGCCCGAACCAAAGCCUGGCACGGAAGACAUCGCCGUUCCAUCAAGCACUCCGCCGCUGGAGGAUGGCGAUUUGGAGAACGCCUACUUGGCGCUAAUCGAGUUCCUGGCUUUGGCCCGCCAACGGGAAGUGGUGAAACUACGCGACGCCAAGAGCAGUUCAAAGUCUCUGUUAGAAAUAAUCGAUACCACGUUGCUCAAGUGUUACCUGCAGACGAACGAUUCACUGGUGGCGCCACUCCUUCGCCUCAACCAGUGCCAUUUGGAGGAAUCGGAAAAGACACUGAAGAAGCACAACAAGAUUUCUGAGCUGAUCAUUCUCUAUCAAAUGAAGGGCAAGCACAAGGAUGCCCUUAAACUACUCCGAGAGCAGGCGGCCAUUGAGGGAUCGGUGCUGCAAGGACGAAAGCGAACGAUCCGAUAUCUGCAGGAGCUCGGCGCCAAUCACCUGCCACUCAUUUUCGAGUUUGCCGACUGGGUGCUGCAGGAGCAUCCCGAAGAGGGUCUUUGUAUUUUCACCGACGAACUUCUAGAUGACGAGGAGGAGGAGCAGUCCCUUCCGCCGGCCAAGGUCCUGGAUUUUCUAAUCAGCAAACACAAGUCACUAGUUAUUCCGUACCUGGAACACCUUAUUAACGAGCGACACAACACGACCACUCUGCUGCAUAACGUGCUCCUUAAGCAGUACCGCGAACGGGUGCAAUCCCUCCUGGCACAGCAGGACUCCUGUAGUGAGGAGGGCGAGCCGUCUGACCUAAAGACAACGCGUGCCAAGCUUUACAGAAUGCUGGAGGAAUCCAACUCUUAUUCGCCAGAUCGCAUGCUAGAGGAAUUCCCAACCAACAUGCUGCUGGAGGAGCGCGCUCUCAUCCUGGGUCGCCUGAAGAAGCACGAUAAGGUGCUAGCCAUCUAUAUACAAGUGCUGGGCGAUGUGGCCAAAGCGACGGAAUAUGCAGAAGCCAACUGCAACGACGAUGAGAACAUAUUCCACACGCUCAUCAAGUGCAUUCUAAUUCCCCCCGCACAGCCGCUCUACGAGGGCGUAGCCUUGCAUCCAGACUUUGUUCAGGUCAAUCGGAAGGUGGCCCUGGACUUGCUGGAAGCAUACGCUACCAAAAUAGAUCCCUUCGAGAUUUUUGAGCACCUUCCCGAUGACAUGCCCAUGCCGCAGUUGGAGAAGUAUCUGGAUAAGUCGAUACGUAAAAAGCUGGCCGACAAGCACCAGAUGCAGAUGAUGUGCGGCCUGCUGGAGGCAGAAGCCAAUCGGUUAGAGGUCGCGUUACAGGCACAGCGUAACAUAAGCUUCGAAUUAAACGAGUUCAGUGUGUGCCCCGAGUGUAAAAAGCGCUUUCCCAGCCAAUCAGCCUUCGUGCGCUACCCGAAUGGGCAGAUAGUGCACCUUUCCUGCCACGAUCGCAGUGCGAGGGCGGCGGCUCAGCAAUGAUCUGGAUUACGCUUUAUCUGAUAGAAAAUGUUGGCUUUGCACUGGAAUAUUAUCUUAAGCUUCUUCGCUGCCAUCCAUGAGGCUGUCGCCGUCAAGGGAAUCGUUGCAAAUGGAUAGAUCGGACUCCGACUGAGCCCGA
Molecule: messenger RNA, 2898 nt
Organism: Drosophila kikkawai
Lineage: Eukaryota; Metazoa; Arthropoda; Insecta; Diptera; Drosophilidae
Gene: Vps39
Product: vacuolar protein sorting 39
Biological process (GO): vesicle-mediated transport; intracellular protein transport; endosomal vesicle fusion
Cellular component (GO): membrane; cytoplasm
Molecular function (GO): protein binding
Source: RefSeq, a predicted model, not a curated record